This is a messenger RNA of Carcharodon carcharias (great white shark), 1182 nucleotides long. RefSeq names its product ganglioside induced differentiation associated protein 1-like 1 (gene gdap1l1). The record is from RefSeq and is a predicted model, not a curated record. Lineage: Eukaryota; Metazoa; Chordata; Chondrichthyes; Lamniformes; Lamnidae. The transcript is spliced from 8 exons. The coding region runs from base 1 to 1182 and encodes 393 amino acids.
AUGGCGUCUCAGAAUUCUCCUGCCUCAAACUGCAGCUGGUGGCCAAUCUCAACAACAGAAAGCGAUGGAAAAAUCAACGAAGGCGACCAAAGCAGCACCCCAGCCGCAGAACAGGCGGGAUUUUUCUCUGAUAAAAACGAAAAAGACAGCGACAGUACCGUCUUGUAUCAUUGGACUCAGUCGUUCAGCUCUCAGAAGGUCCGUCUACUAAUUGCAGAGAAAGGUGUACAAUGUGAUGAACGAGAUGUUAGUUUACCAUUAACUGAACACAAAGAACCAUGGUUUAUGCGACUGAACCUAGGUGAAGAAGUGCCAGUGCUGAUCCAUGGGGACAAUAUCAUCAGUGAUUACAACCAAAUUAUUGAUUACCUAGAGAAGACUUUUGUGGGAGGUAAAAGUGCAAGAUUCUGCCCUACAAGCUUACCCAUGGCAAAGCCACUGGCAGUGCCCCUAGAAAACUUCCCAAGGUUAAUUCCAGAAGCAGGGAGCCUUACUUAUUCCAGAAUGCUGCAUUUUAAAGACUUGCUGGACUCACUCCCCAUGGAUGCCUACACUCAUGGCUGCAUUUUACAUCCAGAAUUGACCACAGAAUCCAUGAUCCCAAAGUAUGCCACAGCUGAAAUCCGCAGACAUUUAGUAAACACUGCUGCAGAACUUAUGAAGCUUGACCAAGAACAACCCCAACUCACAGAGCCAUACCUUUCUAAACAAAAAAAACUAAUGGCUAAGAUACUGGAUCAUGAUGAUGUGAACAAUCUGAAGAAAAUUCUUAGUGAGUUAGGAAAAGUUUUAGAUCAAGUGGAAGCAGAGCUUGAACAACAGAAGCACGAAUUAGCAGGCCAAAAGUGUGAAACGUGGCUGUGCGGAUCAGUUUUUACCUUAGCUGAUAUCUCCCUUGGAGCAACGUUACAUCGCCUCAAAUUCUUGGGGCUUGCUAAAAAGUACUGGGGAAAUGCAGAUCGACCCAAUUUAAAAGCAUAUUUUGAAAGAGUGCAGAAACGUACUGCAUUUCGAAAGGUUUUAGGGGACAUACAUACCACACUGCUGUCAGCUGUUUUGCCUAAUGCAUUCCGCCUUGUGAAAAGAAAACCACCUUCUUUCUUUGGCGCCUCAUUUUUGAUGGGAACCCUAGGUGGAAUGGGAUAUUUUGCUUACUGGUAUCUCAAGAAAAAGUAUAUGUAA